Messenger RNA from Eruca vesicaria subsp. sativa (arugula), 1656 nucleotides. The record is from the annotation of a GenBank genome assembly. NCBI's taxonomy places the organism in Eukaryota, Viridiplantae, Streptophyta, Magnoliopsida, Brassicales, Brassicaceae.
AUGGAUGAAGAAGGGACAGUUUCCUCGGAUUCAACGAUGAGACGAAGAAAGCCUCUUGGUUGGAAAGCUAUGCCUUACAUAUUAGCCAAUGAGACACUGGAGAGGCUUGCUUCAUUUGGACUGACGUCGAACUUCAUGGUGUAUAUGGUACGAGAAUAUCAUAUGGACCAAGUCCAAGCUGCGACUCUAAUCAACAUUUGGAAUGCUCUCACCAAUUUCGCUCCCAUCAUCGGAGCUUUCAUAUCGGACGCAUGCACCGGAAAGUUUGUAACCAUUGUCUUUGGUUCCAUCUCCGAGUUGUUGGGCAUGUUGGUUUUGACUUUAACUUCUCUGAUCCCUAGCCUACGGCCACCACCUUGCACUACCGACAAAAUCACCGGAACGUGUAUUCUCUAUAGCGAUCAACAAUUAUACGUUCUACUCUCGGGACUGUUCUUGUUAUCAGUCGGAACAGGAGGAAUCCGCUCGUGCAGUAUUCCUUUUAGUCUCGAUCAGUUCGACGAUUCUACUGAAGAAGGAAGGGAAGGAAGUAGAAGCUUCUUCAGCUGGUACUAUACAACUCAUACAAUAGUUCAGUUAAUAUCAAUGACUCUCGUGUUGUACGUACAGAACAACAUUAGCUGGGCCCUUGGAUUCGCUAUCCCGACCGCUCUCAAUGUGUUUGCGCUUCUUCUGCUUUUCGUGGGAGUUCGGUUUUAUGUCUUUGUUAGACCCCAAGGAAGUGUGUUCUCUGGCAUCUUCAAGGUUCUCGUUGAUGCUUAUAAGAAGCGUAAUGAACAGCCUCCAUCUGAGAUUGACUAUUAUCAACCGUUACUAGAGACGAGUUCGCAAUCAAAUAAACCAGUGCUCACUGAUCAAUACAGAUUCUUGAACAAAGCUGUGAUUGUGAUGAACAACGAUGAAGCUAAAAAUGAGGAGUGGAAGAUUUGCACCACGAGACAAAUAGAAGACAUAAAGUCCAUAAUAAGCAUAAUACCAAUAUUUGCUUCGAGCAUUUUAGGAUUCUUGGCUAUGAACCAACAACACACCUUCACGGUCUCACAAGCACUUAAAAUGGACCUUCGAUUUCCCGGUACUUCUUACUUAAUCCCUCCUGCUUCUAUAACCGUUGUAUCCCUCUUAACCAUAGGCAUAUGGCUUCCCUUCUAUGAAACCGUUUUGGUCCGACACAUUGAAAACAUUACAAAACAAGAAGGAGGCAUCUCUUUACUUCAAAAAGUUGGGAUUGGGAACUUCUUCUCCAUAUUGACGAUGAUUAUAUCGGGUAUUUUGGAACGAGAGAGAAGAGAUUUAUCCCGUGCAGGGGUAAGCAGGUCGGUUUUCUGGCUAGCCCCGCAACAAGUACUAAUGGGAUUCUAUGAAGUCUUCACCAUUGUUGGUCUUACUGAGUUCUUCAACAAACAAGUUCCAAUCGAUAUGAGAAGCAUUGGGAACUCGUUGCUUUACCUAGGCAUGUCUUUUGCUAGUUAUCUAAGCAGUGCGACGGUGAGGAUUGUACAUAGUGUGACUGCUCGUGGAGGAAGACAGAGUUGGCUCACGGAUGAUAUUGAUACAGGCAAGUUAGAUUAUUUUUAUUACUUUAUUGCCGCCUUAAGCACUCUUAAUCUCAUCUCCUUCUUGUGCUGUGCUCGAAAGUAUCGUUAUAGAAACAUGUGA